AUGCGGCGGCCCAAUUUUCUCACCGGUCACCUCCUAGUCGCCACUGCCCUGAUGGCGUCCUACACCGCCCAGGCCUACAAGCAGGUAUCGUGCCCGCAAAGCGCCUUCCUCAUGCCUUGCCGAUGCAUAGAGGCCAGCAUCGGCCUGCGGAUCCUGUGCAGUGGCAUACCGAGUACCCGUCACUUGGAAGUGCCGUUCAGUUAUCUGCGCGCGUACGAACUGAACGCACUGACACUCCAACACGUCAACUUCUCCAUAAUGGUAGAUCUGUUCAAGGGCCUCAACGUAGUCACCAUUAAGAUCCUGCACUCCACCUUUCGAGUAUCUCCCACGCAAGGGCACGACGACACCACAAUCAUUCUCGGAAGUAAGCUGGAAGGCCUGGACGUUCGCCACACAGACCUGGACCUUGGCGAUGCUCACCUCGGCGCGACGGACAGCCUGAAGCACGUGAUGGUCGACACCAGCACCAUCGAAGUUCUGCGCAAAAACUGGUUUCACGGUUUGACGCGUCUGAAGAGCUUUUCGAUACAGAACACGCGUAUAGAGCGCGUAGAGGACCAAGCCCUAUCCGGACUGGACAGCGUCGAAGAGAUCAAGCUGCCUUCAAAUCGACUCCAGAAAGUGCGGCGGACGUACUUUCCGCAAUUGGCCUCCAGUCUGCAGCACCUGGACCUCAGCUCCUCGGAGGCGGCCUUCCGCGACGGAUUAUUGGUAGACUCUGGCCAAGAGUACUCCGUGGCAGCGGAUUCGACGGUCGAUACCCAGGUGGUCGGGUCGUCCUGA
Messenger RNA from Rhipicephalus sanguineus (brown dog tick), 786 nucleotides. RefSeq lists its product as uncharacterized. The transcript is spliced from 2 exons. Gene Ontology annotation, molecular function: protein binding. Bases 1 to 786 code for a protein of 261 amino acids. Gene Ontology annotation, cellular component: extracellular matrix. The record is from RefSeq and is a predicted model, not a curated record. NCBI's taxonomy places the organism in Eukaryota, Metazoa, Arthropoda, Arachnida, Ixodida, Ixodidae.